Drosophila nasuta is the source of this 709-nucleotide messenger RNA. RefSeq names its product ADP-ribosylation factor-like protein 6-interacting protein 4. The record is from RefSeq and is a predicted model, not a curated record. Bases 228 to 698 code for a protein of 156 amino acids. NCBI's taxonomy places the organism in Eukaryota, Metazoa, Arthropoda, Insecta, Diptera, Drosophilidae. The transcript has 2 exons.
UAUUGCGUUGUUAAAUGGGCAGUGCUGACAAAUUCAAUUCGAACUAAUUUAAAAUUUAAAUUUUUUGAUUUCAUUUUAUGCGCAAUAUAUAAAUUAAUCGUUAAAUGAAACUAUUGUUUAUCUUGAUAAUUUCAGCGCAUAUUGCGCUGGUCACACUGGCUCAUUUUGUUCUCACUUUUUGCAGUUUUGUUUUUAAGUUGCGUUUUCAUUAAUCAAUAAAAAUAAUAAUGGGAAAAAGCGAAAAGAAAUCGAAGCGGUCCAAGGAAAAACACAAGAGCAAGCGCAAAGAGCACAAGGAGAAGCACAAAGGCAAGUCCAAAAAAUCCAAAAAGCACAGCAAAAACAAGGCAAUUAAAGAGGCAACAAUGGCACCAAAGAUUGAGGCUCCAAAGGUAGCUCCAGCUGCAACAGUCGACAGUGGCAGCGAAGAGGACUUUGCAAUACCAAUAGCGCUUAUGAACAGCAAAUCACAUGCUCCGGAGACGCCGGAGGAAUAUCAACGUCGUCAAAGCCAAAUAAGACGUGAGGUGGAUCCUGUGACGGGACGUACACGCCUCAUCAAGGGCGACAGCGAAGUGCUCGAAGAAAUUGUGAGUAAAGAGCGCCAUCACAGCAUCAACAAGAAGGCAACGAGCGGAGAUGGUGAAUACUUUGAAAUGGAAUCCUUAGCAGCUGCCAAGCGACAGAAGCCAAAGUAAAAUGCAAGAUA